Molecule: messenger RNA, 3736 nt
Organism: Amoebophrya sp. A120
Lineage: Eukaryota; Dinophyceae; Syndiniales; Amoebophryaceae
Source: the annotation of a GenBank genome assembly
ACUUGUAGUCACUGCAUUUGCACUCGCAACGACCGCAACGUACGUCGCUUUCAAAUUAUUCAUUGCAAUUUGUUUUCAAGUGUACCCUUUUCUUUGCUUUGCGGAGUAUCCAACUAACACGCGACUCCCGCUGUUUCGUAAAGGCGCACAUGACUAACACUAAGACUAGCCGUCAUGAUUUUACUACAAAAAAAAUUUAAGAAAAAGAAAGUAGCUGUCAAGACGAUCUACAGUACUUCAUCGCAUCUGUAAACGAUGCGAUCGUGGUCUGAAGAAUUUCAUUCGUCACAAGGAUUUUCCUCUAGGAUUAGCCUCAGUCCUAGCCAGCUUCGUGGAUCUCCCGCUCGUCACUCCAGAGUCUGGUAAAGGCGAGGCGAGGCCGCAACUGCUGCUGAUAUUUUUGUGCUUAAUUAUUUGCUUCUUGACACAGCUGCAAGUGCAACUGGAACUGCAACGCCUUCCUCUCGUUCGCACUUCGCGGCCGCUGGCGCCUUCACCAUGAGCAGCAACUCCGUUGUGAAAAAGGUUACCGUCCGCGCACCGGCGACGACGGCAAACCUGGGCCCUGGUUUCGACUGCUGCGGCAUGGCUCUGGACGUGUGGAAUGAGGUUACCGUUGAACGAGCAACCAAGUUUUCGCUCACCACCGAAGGCGAGGACUUGUACGUCGGAAAGACCGAUGAGGACCUCGAGAAAGAGACAAAUAUCAAGGACAAGAACUUUGUCUGCAAAGGUAAAAAGAAAAUUUAACUGACGUUUAUGUGUUCAACUUGAUGCUGUCGAUACCGUUUUCUUUCAUCUUUUUUCCCUUUCACAGCCUCGUGAUUAACCAAGGCUUGAAGUAGAAUCACCUGCUGAAACUAAAAGAACUUUUUUCUCUUUCACACACCUCCAGGCGUUGAAGCCGCGUAUGCGGUGAUGCAGAAGCCCGCGCCCACGUUGAAAUACCACUGUGUGAACCGUGUCCCCGUGGGCAAGGGCAUGGGCAGCAGUUCCGCGGCGCUGGUCGCGGGGAUUUUGGCCGGGCUAGCGCUGGAAAACCGCAGCGCCGACCUGUCGCUGGUGCUGGAAAUCGCUAACCAUCUCGAAGGGCACCCGGACAACGUAGCGCCAUGCGUGUUCGGCGGGAUGCAGAUUGCCACCGCGAUGGAGAAGGUGGAGUUGGAUGACUUUGCGCUGCUGCCGCGCGACCCGUCAGAAUCCUGCUUAUUGCCCCCGAAUUCUUCAUCUUCGCCGAAACACCUCGACAACGAGCACGGCAGUCGGAGGAACUCCCCGACAGCUGCUGGUGCACAACUACUUCCACCACCACCGCUUUUCGAAGAUGUUAUCGACGAAUUGGAGUUGCCGGAAGACCGGGCCGCGGGAAACCUGUUUAAAAGCACGUCCGCGCUGGCCGCACCCGUCCGCGGCCGGAGUGUGACGGACCGAACCGGGACGCCUAGGGGUGAGAGAAGCAAAAAUCGCAGCGGGGGAAGCGGCCACAAGAAGCAGGUCCGGGGGCGGUCGGCGGGCUAUUUAGAGCGCGUGCGGAACAAGGGCGCCAUCAUCAGCAGCCGCAUUCCGACCAAGGAGCUGCAGACCACCACCUCCUACUCGCUGACCAAAGACGAAAGUCUGUGCCGGAACCGGAAAAAGGUGGUGACGUCCGCGGUACCGGUGCCGGAGGCGCUGCGCUGCGUCAUCUUCAUUCCGGAGGACAACGUGCCCUACUGCGACGCGCAGGGUAACGUGUUGGCGGACGCGGCGUCCAAGAGUGCUGACGACGAGUUCUGGGACGACGAGGAAGACCUGGACGACAGAAACGAUCCGGAGUUCGCGGCUUUUCUCGAGGAACGGGCCGCCAGAGCCGGCCAGCCACCGCAGAAUAUUUUGCAGCCUACGGCGGUUGCAGGCCGGGUUGUGUCCCGGACGCGGUCCAUUUCUUCCGAGAAUUUGCAGCGGCAGGCGGAAGUGGAAAUGCAGCAGCAGGCGGAGCGCGCACAGAAGAUGUUUUCGCCGUCCGAUCGCGUGUUCCACCACGACGAAAAGCUCGGGCCUGGAGCUCCUGGUGGUACAACAGUGACCACUUCGUACAACAAACACGCGUUGCCGACGUCCACGAGCGCAGCCUCCGCUUCCACGACGACCACGACGCCAAUGGCUGGUUUGACGGGCGGGACGAGCGCAGGAGGUGAUUUGUCCGGCGACUCCUCGCGGGAGAUUGACCAGACGAGCUCCUCCACGAACAUGUCGAUUCCGCCAGCGAUGGUAGUGGCAGCGGCCGUAGCCGGAGGUCGUGGAACGGACAUGGAUAAUGAUCUGGGGCCGUUGGAAAAUAAUACCAAAACGACCGAGCAGAAGGAGCGGCAGACGAAGACGGAGAUGACGAGGGGGCUGGUGCCGCAGAUUGUCCCACUGGAAAAGGCGGUGUUCAACGUGUCCCGGGUGGCGUUUCUGAUCAACGCCAUGCACACGGGGAACCUGUCUCUGCUUCGGAUCGGCACUCAGGACGCGCUGCACCAAGACGUACGUGCGGAAACCGUGCACCUGCACCUGAAGCCCGUGAUGAAGGCGGCGUUGGAGCAACCAGGCUGCGUGGCGGCUUUUCUCUCCGGCGCCGGGCCGGCUGUCAUGGCGCUGUGCGAUCAAAACGCUGGGCCGAACGUGGUGGAAAAGGUGCGCAAGGCAAUGACGGGCGUCCGGGUAAUUGUCAAGGAAAGUGACGACAUCGCGAAUAGCACCGGAUUGUUUGCUGCUGCUACAACAAAGGGGGCAGAAAAUAACAUCACUUCUGCUACGUCGUCUCCAAAAGCGGCAAAGCCAAAGGCACGCCUGAUCUCGGGGUAUUGCAUUUGCACGAAGCCAAUCACCACCGGGUCGCACGUCGCUCCGCCCAAGCCCUAGCAAGUAAUGGCUUAAUAAAGGAAGCACGUUGUCGUCACAUGUACGUUAGUUUGCGAUUCAUCGAGGUCUCGAGAACAUUCGAAGAAUUUUCAAUUGCGAGCGGUUUCUUUGAGACUUUUGUCAUGCGAGCGGUCCUCUAUCUAGGACCGACACAAACCAACGCGCGCGGAUUCGGAUAGCCACGAUAGAGAGCUGUUAGAUUUCCGUAUCGGGAUGCUCCCUCUGCGUCUUAUUUCCAAGCUCAGACCACUAGUCACUGAGUGUUGCGUUCUAUCAAUUUGACAUUUUGGAGCCUAUCGCAGUAUGCGCUUUUGCUUCACGGCGGAAAACUUUUUCAAAAUUCCUAUUCAAGUAUUACGGUUUUCCAAAAUACAAAGAGGGAAUCGAACCCUGAAUGAUGUUGAGUUUCUAUCAGCAUUGAGCUAAUAGGUGAAAUCGUUUCUUCUUCUAUGCUGGAGGCGCUUGAUUUCAUUUUCAUUUCUUACAAUCAAUGUACAAGGAGAAGCCCACUCUUAUCGUCCGUGUGUGAAAAUACUUGCCUGUGAGCGUUAAGUCGCCGACGCCUUAUUUUUGGCGUGCUUGAGAUGAACUGUUUGAGUUUGAGCUUGACCGUGGUGUGUAGAAAACACGAGCUUUUUAAGCGAUCGCACUUAUGGUAUCGAAAACGCGAAUGUUUAAGUAUGCCUUGCACCUUCUCGUGUUGAGGUUGUAGCACGAGACGGUGCAUCAACGGCGAACUUUUGCAAAUGAAGAUUCGAGAGACAACGCUGUUUCUCAUCACAAUGGAUUACUAGAGCCAAACAUACGAGCAGCACGCAUAUUCGCAACACGACGAGGAGAAGUGGUGGGC